AUGCCUGCGGUGAUGCCCCCAACCCCCCCCGCUCCUUGCGCCUGCUCUCCGCGUCCUCCCCGCCCGCGGCCUCCGCGUCCGCGCCCUCCGCCUGCGCCAGGGCCCCCCGCUCCCCCUGGUGCUCCUGCGGGAGCGGGCCCACCCCUUCCCCCUGGCGGCGCGCCCCUUCCCCCUCCGGGCGCACCCCUUCCCCCCCAACCUCCUCCUGCGGGGGACGGGGCGCCUCUGCCCGCCGCGGGCGGCUGA
Molecule: messenger RNA, 246 nt
Organism: Closterium sp. Yama58-4
Lineage: Eukaryota; Viridiplantae; Streptophyta; Zygnematophyceae; Desmidiales; Closteriaceae
Source: the annotation of a GenBank genome assembly